Molecule: messenger RNA, 1508 nt
Organism: Lactuca sativa (garden lettuce)
Lineage: Eukaryota; Viridiplantae; Streptophyta; Magnoliopsida; Asterales; Asteraceae
Cellular component (GO): cytoplasm
Molecular function (GO): flavin adenine dinucleotide binding; electron-transferring-flavoprotein dehydrogenase activity
Source: RefSeq, a predicted model, not a curated record
CUGGUUAAAGCGAUGCGCAGCCAAUCAGUGCGUCCUUCGAUCCAGCCAAUCAGUGCGUCCUUCGAUCGAGCAUCGUGUUCUAACUACCUUUUUCUUCUGCCUUUUCUUGAUUCCAAUCUUGAUCAAAUUCACCUCUUAAUAUACUGAUUGGCUGGGUUUUGAUUCGAAGCGUAGUCUAGGGUUUUGCAUUUUGGAAUUUGUUAUCGAUCUAUAGUAGUGAAGUGUGUAUAGUAAUGGCAGAACCGGGAGUGGAUAAAAAGAAGAGAGUGGUGGUUAUUGGUGGCGGGGUUGCAGGUUCUCUUCUUUGCAAAACCCUUCAAAAGCAUCGACAUUUUGAUUUCACCCUCAUUGAUUCGAAAGAGUAUUUUGAGGUGACAUGGGCAAGGUUGAGGUCAAUGGUGGAGCCAUCGUUUGCAAAAAGAUCUGUGAUUAAUCACCAUGAAUAUCUUCAAGGGGCAAGUAUUAUCACAUCUGAUGCAAAUGGGAUUGAAGACAAUGAAGUGUCAACUACAGAAGGUCGCCUGAUUUCAUAUGAUUAUCUUGUAAUUGCCACAGGUCACAUGGGUAGCAAAUGUGUCACAAAACCUGAGAAGCUCAGGGAGUAUGAAGCAGAUAAUGAAAAGAUCAAAUCUUCAGAGUCAAUAUUGAUAAUUGGAGGGGGACCCACUGGUGUGGAACUUGCAGCUGAAAUUGCUGUUGAUUUUCCCACCAAAAAGGUGAAACUAGUUCACAAGGGUUCAAGAUUGCUGGAGUUUAUAGAUGAAAAGGGUAGUAAAAAGGUGCUUGAUUGGUUAACUCUAAAGAAAGUUGAGGUAAUUUUAGGUCAAUCUGUUGAUUUGACUUCCAGCUCUGAUGAUGGAACCUAUAAAACAUCUGAAGGUGAAACUAUCAUGGCUGAUUGUUAUUUUAAAUGCACAAGUGAUCCGAUUGGUUCAUCAUGGCUUAAAGAGACAAGUCUCAAGGAUAGUUUGAAUGAUAGUGGGAGAUUAAUGGUUGAUGCAAACUUUAGGGUCAAAGGGUUUGAGAAUAUCUUUGCAAUUGGAGAUAUCACUGAUGUUGCAGAACUUAAACAAGGAUAUUUGGCACAAAAGCAUGCUUUGGUGGUUGCUAAAAAUUUGGAGUUGCUGAUAAAUGGAAGUGAUGGGGGCAAUAUGGUAAAAUACACUCCGGGAUCACCAACGGCAAUUGUGUCAUUGGGGAGACGAGAGGCCUUGUUGCAAGUAUGGUGUGUAACAUCGAUUGGGAGAGUUCCUGGUAUGCUAAAAUCUAAAGAUUUGUUUGUUGGGAAAACAAGGAAGCAACUAGGGCUAAAACCCUAAUCUUGUUUCUUUAUUGUGCUUGGAAUUGGAUUGGAUUGAUAAACCCUUUUAUUAUACCAAACUAGUUUAUUCGGUUUGAAAUUUUAAGGUAAACAAACACAUACUAUGAUGUUAUACAAGUCUAAAAGAGUGAAUAUGAAAACUUUGGUAUUGUUUGGUUAUGUAACAAUUUCAUUUAUUUCGGGUUAA